AAGGUAAUAUUGUGAAACAGAGGAGAUUUAUUUUAGUUACAUUUGAUUACGAUUUUAUUUUUGUAACAUUUGGCACUGAGUUGGUUCAUUUGCAGUUUACUGUGGUCACUGAUUUAAGAAGGGAGGAGAAAUGGCAGAAAGUGCAGUCAACAUAGUCAUAGAGAAAUUGGUCCUGUUGUUAGUCCAAGAAGCGAGAUUGCUAAAGGGUAUCCAUGAAAAAGUUUCAGGCAUCAAAUGUGAACUGGAGAUGAUUCAGUCUUUCCUAAAGGAUGCGGAUGUAAAAGCUGAGAAGGAAGACAUGAGCAAUGUUGUGAAAAUAUGGGUGAAACAGGUAAGGGAAGAAGCUUAUCACAUAGAAGAUGUCAUUGAUGAAUACAUACUUCAUUUUGUUAAUCAACCUUACAGGCAAACGCGAUACUUUUACUUCCUCCAAAAGGUUUUUCAAUUUACCGUAAAUUUGACAGCAAGACAUGUGAUAGCUUCUAAGAUACAAGAUAUCACUAAAAAUCUUAAGGAAAGGAGAGAGAUGGCUAUAAGCUAUCGCUUCAACACUAUAGAGCAAGGAGGACCAAGCAAUGACGCUAGAAGUGUUACAUGGCAUGACCCUCGAGUGGCAUCCCUUUUCAUCGAGGAAGCUGAGGUUGUGGGUAUUGAGUCUCACAGAGACAAACUGAUAAGCUAUCUAGUAGAAGCACAAUCUAAUCGCAUUGUAAUUUCAACAGUUGGCAUUGGUGGGGUUGGCAAAACUACUCUUGUCAAAAAAGUGUAUGAAAAUGAGGUGGUGGUAGCACACUUUGAUUGUCGUGCUUGGAUCACAGUUUCUCAAUCAUACCAGUCAGAGGAGCUGUUAAGGAACAUGAUAAAGCAGUUUUACAAGUCAAGGAAGGAGCUUGUUCCUGUGGAAAUAGACACAAUGAAGGAGACACCGCUGAUGGAGCAAUUGAGGCUAUGUUUACAUGAGCAUAGGUAUCUAGUAGUUUUUGAUGAUAUAUGGGAAAAACAGUUUUGGGAUUUCAUAGAACUUGCUCUACCUAAUAAUGAAAAAGGCAGUAGAAUAUUAAUCACAUCUCGAAAUGAGGAUGUUGCUCCCUCCAAUUAUUUGUACAGAUUACCAAUUCUACCUUUAGAAAAAGCUUGGGAGCUCUUUUGCAAGAAGGUGUUUCGAAAUGAAGGGGGAAAUUGUCCUCCUGAGUUAGUUGAGUUGUCACAUGCCAUUGUUGAGAGAUGUGAAGGAUUGCCACUAGCAAUUGUUGCUAUAAGCAGUCUUUUAUCAACCAAAGACAAGGUUUUCUAUGAGUUUCACAAAUUGCAUGAAAGUCUUAGUUCAGAGCUGAAAAGUAAUCCUGAUUUAAAAAAUUUCACCAAAAUUUUAUCCCUCAGUUAUCAUGAUCUAUCUUACAAUCUCAAAGUUUGUUUCUUAUAUUUUGGCAUUUUUCCAGAGGAUUACUACAUCAAUUGUGCAAGGCUAAUUUGACUUUGGAUUGCUGAAU
Quercus lobata is the source of this 1490-nucleotide messenger RNA. Its product is annotated as disease resistance protein RPM1-like. Gene Ontology annotation, molecular function: ADP binding. The coding region runs from base 131 to 1474 and encodes 447 amino acids. The record is from RefSeq and is a predicted model, not a curated record. Lineage: Eukaryota; Viridiplantae; Streptophyta; Magnoliopsida; Fagales; Fagaceae. The transcript has a single exon.